This is a messenger RNA of Dothidotthia symphoricarpi CBS 119687, 1449 nucleotides long. RefSeq lists its product as uncharacterized. The transcript is spliced from 4 exons. Lineage: Eukaryota; Fungi; Ascomycota; Dothideomycetes; Pleosporales; Dothidotthiaceae. Bases 97 to 1308 code for a protein of 403 amino acids. The record is from RefSeq and is a predicted model, not a curated record.
CUUUUUCACUUCACAUAGAGCUCACCACAAACACCUCUCACAAAACUCACCUACCGCGUCCUUCACAAAGCCACAGGUAAGUCAACAGGCAACCAGAUGUCCACUGAUAGUAGGAAUUCGCUUGAUCUCGACGAGGGCGAGGUGACCUCGGACGCGUAUCAGCCGAACGGUGACAACAUGCCUCGCCUUCGGGGCGGAGAGGAACUCCCUCAUCACGGGGGUGACUCACACCACAACAGGUGGUGGGUGGAUACAAGUGCCACUCGUGCUGGAGCGCGUGCCCCAGGCGGCAGACUCACCCCUAUCACCAUUGAGGAUGACUCGGAAAGCGAUGUAUACGAAGUCCCACCACCGGCAACUCGUCUGUCAGAUGAGCACCAACACGCAUACCGUCGCGACAGCGCGGCGGUAUCGGCAGGUAGGCCAGUCGAAAACCAAUUCGACUUCAAUAACAGUAGUCAACCUCUGCCUUGGAACAACAGUCGACAUGGUAGUGGCCUUCAGUUUCGCUCUUUCGCCAAUGGUGCUGACGCGGAACUUCUCGUGUACUUGGAGAGCCGCAUGAUCUCAACAGGCUUUCUUGCGGAGAUCGAUCAAUUCCUGUAUGGUCACCCCGAGAUUGCUUCGUGUACGGAAGGUCGCAGUACCCUCCACCAGCUCAACACACUUUCUCCGCUUGACGCGUACAAGUACUUCCUCAGGGGAUAUACCCGACCAGCUCGAUACAUUGAUGGCGUUAUCAAGACGGAGCCUUUUCAAUUACCUAUGAGUUUUCCUUACCAGCCACUGAGCACGAAGCAUGACCCCGAGCUCGUCGACUUCUUUGACGGAUUCGAAUAUCGUCACGACAUCAUUCAGAGGAUCGACCAAGAGGUCUUCUACGGCAUCGAGGAGCUCAGCUUUUGUCGGCCUGUUCCUUUGGCCAUGCGUAAGCUAGUUUGUUAUGCGAUUUGGGGCAACCCAGUAGAUGCAUACAAGUGGUAUGAGUAUUCCUAUCAGCAGGAUUACAUGGCUCAUACAUAUUUACCUGAGCACGUUGUCCUCGGCCAUGUUUCAAGACCGGCAGACUACGCAGAACCUGAGCCCAGCGUGAUGCGUAGUUGGAGGAGUCAUAGAGUUGUGCGAUUUCGCAUGGCUAGAGCGAAGGACCAGGGUGUCGGUGAGUCACUACGAAGCGGAUGCAGCACUGCGGUGACAGAGAAGACGAAAUGCUUGAAACAUACCAUGGAUUCGAUUAGCGCCUUGUCUUUCUUUCAGUUCUGUUACACUGGAGUUCUUGUUAUGCUAACCUUUCACAGAUGUCCUUGAUGUGCUCAUGUCUGAGUUUAGGCUGGCGCUUGUUCGCAAAGGCCAUCGCCGAAUCGACGUUGACAACCUAUAUUCGAAGGCUAAGGCUCGCCUGGAGAAUGAGCGUCAACGUCCCACAGGUGUCGACAUCGUUGAUAUGAU